Messenger RNA from Mytilus californianus (California mussel), 4518 nucleotides. RefSeq lists its product as uncharacterized. The coding region runs from base 260 to 1609 and encodes 449 amino acids. Lineage: Eukaryota; Metazoa; Mollusca; Bivalvia; Mytilida; Mytilidae. The transcript has 4 exons. The record is from RefSeq and is a predicted model, not a curated record.
CCCUGAACAACUUCAGUUGGGAGGAACGAAUAUUGUUGACAUUGACACAUCCGCCAUCUUGUGGAAAAAUUAUAUUUUGUUAAGAUUCAUUAAAUUUCAAUGAUAUACUUUUUCAUUGAUCUUUAAUCAAUUUAUAAAAGUUGUUAGUCAGACCUAUAUUUAGACACAUUUUACUUUCGGUUUCAGAUACUAUUAUUUCAACGGAUUUGAUAUCAAUUUUGUUCCUGUUUCGAUCCCAUCACAGUUUAUAUAAUUAGUUAUGUCUUCAUCUCCGUCCAUUCAUUUUCGUGAAGAAGGAAACAAAAUAUAUUCGACAGCAACACAAAGGUUCACUCCUGCUCUUCAGCGUGAACGUCUCCAGACAGCUUUAAACCUAUAUUAUAAGGCAUACAAUACAAGUCAAAAUCCAGAUGAAAAAAGUUCGUCUGCUAAAAAUUUGGGAAUGGUGUCGUGGAGACUAGCAAACGUUUCUGAUGCUUUGAACGAAAAAUCGUCUGUUAUUGUUCAUUUUUACAAAGAGGCUUUCCAAUAUAUCUCAGAAGCAUGGCUGAAAUCACGAGAUGUAAAAACUAAUGAUUGGCGAGACAAUCUGUGUACAUCUGCCAUUAGCUUUUGGGAAGACAUGAAACAAGGAAGAGUAUGUGCUAUUGAAUUUGAUAAACGUGUUAAAGUAUUUUAUGAUAUCCUCCAAAAGAUUGAAAUACCUACAGUUAAGGCUGAGUGUUACGUACAUAUUGCAACUUGUCAUUUUCAUGCUGGAGUUACUGCUAUUCAAGAAAAGAACUUCAAAGUUGCACUGUAUCAAAUGAGAGAAUGUUAUUUCCCUGUAACAGAAGCUGCUUCGUGUGGUAGAACUAUACCGUUACCUCAUAUAGAACAAGAAGCAGAGGUACUGGAAAAUGACGUUCUUAUGCAUCAAUGUCUAGCUGAAUCAAUGCAAGCAAAUCAGAUAGGAGAAGAACUGUUCCGUAAAUUGUUGAUGGACGAAGAAAAACUGAACAUUGACAUGGUAUACGAAGUAAUUGAUUGGCAUAAACAAGCUGUAUUACAGACCAGAGAGAUAACAGAAGUAGAAAUGGAAGCCAUAGCUCUUAGUCGGAUAGGAAAGGUGUACGACAAAGUCCUCAAACUUAAGUACAAGGCUAAGGAAUAUCUAUUGCGAGCGAUGCAGCUAGCCAACUCUAUGCAUCCUAGAAUUUUCCACGGUGAAGAAUGGUUUGAGGAAUGUAAAGCAAUUCUUGCCAGAUAUCAAGAAGAAGCAGUAAAACAAGAGAGCGAGGAAUGGCAAAAAAUCAAGGAAAAGUACUUGGAAGAACUUGAAAGUGAAAUGAAAGACUUGAAACAAAACGAUGCAAACCAUACGCAAUCUGACGAGUUUCUAAAGUAUGUGUACGAGAAAUUCCCACCUGUAAAUCCUGAAAAUAAACUUGAAGGAUUACCGGAUAGUGGUACAAUAGCGCGUGCCGAUUUAAAGAAAAUUUUACAAAAAGCGGUUGUACAUUACCAUCCAGACCGUGUUGAUGUAGAGAAACAUGGAAUGAAACGUAAAGUUCUCUCAGAAGAAAUAACCAAGUAUUUAACAUUAAGAUACGAAUUUUUCAAAGCCUAGUAUUGAAAAGACAGUGGAAAAUACAGAUUUUGUAUAUGACCACUACAAAAGUGCAUAACCUGCUUUAAUCAUAGGGUUAUUGACUAAAAACAUUUCAAAAUUUGUCAUGUGGAUCUACUAGUAUUUGAGUUUCUGCUCGUAAGAAAAGAAAACGUUGAAUUGUAACUCUUUUUGGUAAAUAAGAUUUUUCUUUUUUUUUGCAGUGUUAAAAAAAGCAAUUUUAAGAAUUGGUGCUAUAUAUAAAAAUAAGAAGAUGUGGUAUGAUUGCCAAUGAGACAACUAUCUACAAGAGACCAAAUGACACAGAAAUUAUCAACUAUAUAUAUAAUUAUAUAUAUAUAUAUAUAGUCAAAUGCGUUUUGUUAAAAUAUACUUUUUCACUUUUUUUGGUCUUUUGGAAAAUGUUGUUUGUGCUGUAUUUAGACCCCUCUACAAAGAAAUUUGUUUUGCAUGCACACGUAUAAAAAUUGCGGUUUUCAUCCAACGCAAUCAUAGGUUUGAACAUUGUUUUCAAUUUAGACUUGUUUAUAUUUUUCGUUUGUGCUUGUAUUAUAUUUGCCUUCGGGUUUAUAUGAUUCGUUCAUCCUAUUUCGACUCUUCAAAAUUCAAGAGUCUAUCCUAAAUUGAGGUAAAUUAUAUGGCCUUCCAAAUACCGUUCCGAUUCCUAAUAUCACUGAAGAGACAUUAAUUGUCGAAAUCCGGAUAUGGUGUACUAAUUUUUGCACCUUUUGUUUGCGGUAUACCAUCUUUUCCGCAAGUUUAUUGUUUUCUGUUUGGUAUUAAAUUAAUAGUUAAGAUCCAUUUCGAUACAUCUGGUGAUCCGUUUAUUUGGCAAUCGCCAAUGGCAGUCAGCAGGGUCUAAGGACAUCCGUUGUUCGACCUGCUAGUCAAAUGCGUUUUGUUAAAAUAUACGUUUUCACUUUUUUUGGUCUUUUGGAAAAUGUUGUUUGUGCUGUAUUUAGACCCCUCCACCAAGAAAUUUGUUUUGCAUGCACACGUUUAAAAAUUGCGGUUUUUAUCCAACGCAAUCAUAGGUUUGAAUGUUGUUUUCAAUUUAGACUUGUUUAUAUUUUUUAUAUAUAUAUAUAUAUAGGUCACCGUACGGCCUUCAACAAUGAGCAAAACCCAUACCGCAUAGUCAGCGAUAAAAGGCCCCGAGAUGACAAAUGUAAAACAAUUCAAACGAGAAAACUAAGGGCCUAAUUAAUGUUCAAAAUAAUGAACGAAAAACAAAUAUGAUACACAGCAACAAACGUCAACCACUGAAUAGGAGGCUCCUGACUUGGGACAGGCACAUACAUAAUGUGGCGAGGUAAAACUAGUUAGAUGGCGCAAAAUUCUCCCCCUAACCUGGGACAGUGAUGUAUAUUUAGUCAUUACCUUGUCAUUUAAAGAAAUUCACUUUGGUUUAGAACUUUAUAACUUGUAGUUAUAUUACCAACCAUGAGAUUCAUGUCAAAUUCGUUCUUAAACUAUCUCAAAUGUAUAUAAAAUUUAAGGAUUUUGAACUAUAAGUUAGUUUGCUUUGGCCUUAAUAUUUUUUUGGGUACCCCGGUAUUUAGUACAAUGGAGUACAGUUAUGUUCGACUUUCUUUGUUUUAUCUAGACUUUAUUGUUUAUGACUUUACAUUUUAUAUCUAGCGUUUCUUGUGAAAGUUAUCAUCCAGAAACACGUAAUGAACUCGCCAAACUCGUUGUUACAUGUUUUAUUUUCCUUUACUGGUUCGGUACCGCGAUUGUUCUCGAAGGUACAAUUCUCUUCUAGCAAGUACUACAAAACAUGCUUUAUAUGAUUACUUUUGUAAUUUGUUUAAAAUUAAGACAAUAACCCUGGAAGAAGCUUUUCCAAGUAUCCAGUGCUUCGGUACUGGUAUGAUUCAUUUUGAUCAAUCUGAAUGUAAAUUGUAUAUUUAUAAAGAAGGUGACUAUAGGGCUUCAAUUAUCACUUUUCAGUUUUAAUAGUUCUGUUAAAACUCUUUUCAUUCUGUUCAAACUCUUUUUGUUCUGAUAAUUUUAAACGUUGAACUGUUUUUUUUUCAUGAAGACAAUUGCAAAAACCAUUUCAAAAUAUCUGGUUUGAGUGUUCUUGCUGAAGGUAAAUCCAGACAAGUGUUUCGGACGCACCUACAUUAUAAACUGUUAUUUUUAUUAUCAAACACAGGGUCGAUACCAUUGUUGGCGGACUGCUAGUCCCCGAAUGUAUCCUAAGCUAAGUGGCAAUGUCUCAGUCCUGACAUGAUUUUUCACAUACUUUGCUUAAAUUACCCGUUGAUAAAUAAAAAAAAAACAUUAAGAAACCGAGGUUCCAACUCCCUCAGGGAAAGUCUACCGUAGAUGAAUUUUGCUAUUCAUUUUAGAUCCCAUUUGGUCAUAACGCUCCUACCGUGUCUACGGUUUUUACAUCCCUGACUUUGAAAUGGUAAGGUUACACCGUUCCUGACGACGCUUAUUCAGAAAAGCGCUUUGGAUGAACGAAAUUUAUAAAGUGUAUUCAUUGCACAGGGUGGCGUAAAUCCCAAAUGAAUAAACAUCAUAAUUUUUUGUUAAGUUAUAAAGAUUUAUUGACAUCACUUAUACCAUUUUACACUUAUAAUACAAUUUGUGAUAGAACAUUCUUUACAGCAUAGUUGUCAUCUUUUACCAGGAAAAUAGAAUAAUAAGUAAGUAAUCUAGAAUUUUACGUGACACUUUUAGAACAAACAAUCAUCUUUAACUUCUUUGUGUGUUUUUUUAAUACAAACUAUCUAUACUUGAUAGAAAAUACCUUGUAAAUAUUCCGUUGUCUGAGAGAAUCUUCUCUAGUUACCUCUGACAGAGAAUGUUUGUUCAAAAUAUUAAAAAGUCUUUGUUUGAUCUUGUUUUGUUGAGAUUAUGUCUUCAUUUUCAUUAAAGUCAUAUAAUGCUAAAAA